Triplophysa dalaica is the source of this 2079-nucleotide messenger RNA. It is a transcript of the gene cdt1, whose product is annotated as chromatin licensing and DNA replication factor 1. Lineage: Eukaryota; Metazoa; Chordata; Actinopteri; Cypriniformes; Nemacheilidae. The coding region runs from base 58 to 2079 and encodes 673 amino acids. Gene Ontology annotation, molecular function: DNA binding; DNA polymerase binding. The transcript is spliced from 10 exons. The record is from RefSeq and is a predicted model, not a curated record. Gene Ontology annotation, cellular component: nucleus. Gene Ontology annotation, biological process: DNA replication checkpoint signaling; mitotic cell cycle; regulation of DNA-templated DNA replication initiation.
GGCAGUUCCGGUGGGACAACAACAAUCGCUGCAGGGUUUUCAUUCACGCACCGCAGUAUGGCCCAGGCCCGAGUCACCGAUUAUUUUGCGCAGGGUAAAAAGGGAACCGUCGGUCGGUCUUUCCGCUCCAAGGGACAAAAAGUGUCCGUGGACGUUGCGGAAUCGGCUGCGAUCGUCAAACCGAAGACUUCGUGCAGAGCUACACGCUCUUCGCGCAACGCGACGCGACCUCCCGCUUCGCCGGAGCCGCAGAGAUGCGUCCAGAAGGAGUUUCUCAAAGUCAUCGACGAGGCUUUACAAUCAGAAGCCGCGGAUCCGGUAAGAGACGCGCGAGAUGAGAGGCACGCGGUACUAACGGCGAGCCCCCGGACUCCCAAAAGAGGGUCCGAGGAGUUCGAUGUUUGUUCGGUGUUGUUCGCGUCCACAGCCGAACUGCACAGCAGCGCCAAGAAGCGUCAGCGGCUCCACACCGACCAGAAGCGCGAGCCGGCGGAGAAAACCAGCACCAAGAGCGCGAGAAAGAAACUGGAUCUGCUGGGAAAGGACAGCAAAGAGCAGAGCUGUGAAGCGUUGGCCAGCAGCACUCCUCCGCUCCGUCAACAAACCACCAGCAAAGAGUCCAAAAACACUGUAAACCAUAACACAAAUGCAUCUCCCGUACGCCAGACAGUGGAAGACGAUAGGUCCAAGCGGACCACCAGGGUCAAGAAAACAUUUUCAAAAGAAGAUGUGGCGGCGCUGAAGUCCAAACUGCAGAAGCUGAAAGGACAAUCGGAGCUCGCGGCGACUCCCUCACCUGCUCCUGUAUCGACGCUCGCUGAGCUGAAGGCCCGGCUCGAUGCUGCUCGUGAGAUCUCGGCCAAAGUUCAGCAGAGGAAGGCCGAGCGGGUUGCACAGGAUGCCAAAGCGACUCCGGCACCGCCGGGAAGUCCAGAGAAGGAAAAGCUUCCGGCCUAUCAGCGUUAUCACACUCUCGCUCAGGACGUCCCUCCUGGUCUCGCCCUACCCUAUAAAUACAAAGUACUGGUGGAGAUGUUUCGCAGUCUGGACACUAUAGUCGGCAUGCUCUUCAACCGCUCGGAGACUGUCACUUUCGCCAAGAUCAAGCAGGGGGUUCAGGACAUGAUGCACAAGCGUUUUGAAGAAAGCCAUCUGGGACAGAUUAAGGCCGUGUACCCUUCUGCUUAUAUCUUUCGCCAGGAGAAAAACAUUCCCUGUUUCAGUGGCACUGGGAAGAAAUCUGCGCAUCAGCUCACAGUGGAACCGGUCAUCGAACAAGAGUUUAAUGGUGCUCGACCAGUGUUGUCCGCAUCUCGGCUUUUGGAAAGGCGGCACAUUUUUCACCAAAACUUAGUCGAGAUCGUGAAGGGACAUCACAAGGUCUUUUUGGCUUCAUUGAAUCCUCCCGUCGUCGUCCCGGAUGACAAACUCACCCGCUGGCAUCCGAGGUUUAACGCGGACGAGGUUCCCAACAUCAAACCCGAUGACCUGCCACAGCCGCCUCAAACCGAGAAAGUGACCACCGCUCAGGAGGUGCUGGAUAAAGCUCGAGCUCUCAUGACACCGAAGAUGGAAAAGGCUUUGGCUAACAUGGCGUUGAAAACAGCAGAGACUGCACACGCGAAAGAGCCCGAACCGGCACCCAAACCUGUCGUGAUCCCAACAGAGACGCCCAUCGCCCUGAAAGGUGUUUCUCAGUCUCUUCUAGAGAGGAUUCGUGCCAAAGAGGCCCAGAAGCUUCAUGCCGUUAUGACACGAAACCCGCAGCAGGAGGAACGUCUGUCCAAGAUGUCACGACUGCCGGAGCUGGCCAGAAUCCUCAGAAACGUGUUUGUGGCAGAGAAGAAACCGGCUCUUAUCAUGGAGCUGGCCUGUAACCGCAUGAUCUCCAGCUACCGCUCUCCUCUCAGUGCUGAUGAAAUGGAGACGCAUCUUCGUCUGCUGGCCGAGCUGACGCCUGACUGGUUAAAAGUUCAUCCAGUCAGAAAGGACGUGUAUCUGAAACUGAACAAGACUACAGAUCUGAACAUCGUGCUGGAUAAACUGAAUCAGAAGAUCAGAGAAGAGGAGCGGCGCUGA